AUGUUAGUGUGUCAGUUCAGUAUUUAACUUCUGGAAAGCAGAGCAGGAGAUUACACACACUCUGCAUGAUGUGGACUGCGCUUCUCCUGCUGGGACUCGCUGUUCUGUUGCUGUACGCGAGACGCACGAGACGAAGAAACGAGCCUCCUCUCGAUAAAGGAAUGAUUCCCUGGCUCGGUCACGCGCUUGAGUUUGGCAAAGAUGCUGCUAAAUUCCUGACACGAAUGAAACAGAAGCACGGCGACAUUUUUACUGUGCGUGCAGCUGGACAAUAUAUCACUGUUCUGCUGGACUCAAAUUGCUAUGAUGCUGUCCUGUCCGAUGUGGUCUCGCUUGACCAGACCGGCUAUGCUCAGGUCCUAAUGAAGAGAAUCUUCAGCCUGAAUCUGCCCAAUCACAACCCUGAAUCUGAGAAGAAAAGAGCAGAAAUGCAUUUUCAGGGGUCCGCUUUAACCCAACUCUGCAGCUCAAUGCAGAACAACCUCCAGCACCUUGUGACCCCUUCAGAAAUGGGCCUGAAAGUAUCUGAGUGGAAAAAAGACGGACUCUUCCAUUUUUGCUACAGCUUGCUUUUUAAGACCGGCUAUCUUACUGUGUUCGGCGCAGAGAAAAACAACAGUGCAGCACUUGCAGAAAUUUAUGAGGAGUUUCGCCGGUUUGACAAGCUUUUGCCUAAACUGGCUCGGACUACUGAAAACAAAGAGGAGAAACAAAUUGCAAGUUCAGCACGAGAAAAGCUGUGGAAAUGGCUGACUCCAUCACGUUUAGAUAGAAAGCCAGAACGCCAAUCAUGGUUGGGGAACUAUGUACAGCACCUGCAGGAUGAAGGAAUUGAUGCUGAGACUCAGAGGAGAGCCAUGCUGCUACAGCUAUGGGUCACACAGGGAAACUCAGGCCCCACUGCAUUCUGGGUACUGGGCUACUUACUCACCCACCCUGAAGCUCUAAGGGCUGUGACAGAGGAAAUCCAAGGUGGGAAGCACCUCCGUCCAGAAGAGAAACAGAAAAACACUCCAGUGUUUGAUAGCGUUCUUAGUGAGACGCUGCGUCUAACUGCAGCUGCUCUCAUCACUAGAGAAGUGAAGCAAGAUAAGAAGAUUUGUUUAAGCAAUGGGCAAGAAUACCAGCUCCGACGGGGCGAUCGGCUGUGCGUUUUCCCCUUCAUCAGCCCUCAGAUGGACCCACAGAUCCACCAACAGCCAGAGAUGUUCCAGUUUGACCGCUUCCUUAAUGCAGAUGGGACAGAGAAGAAGGACUUCUUUAAGGAAGGGUUGAGGGUGAAGUAUCCCUCUGUGCCCUGGGGGACCAAAGACAACCUGUGUCCAGGACGCCAAUUUGCAAUUAGUGCGAUUAAAGAGCUUGUGUUCACGAUCUUGACUCGAUUUGAUCUAGAACUGUGUGACAAGAAUGCAAAGCUGCCAUUGGUAGACCCCACCCGAUAUGGCUUUGGCAUUCUCCAACCAGCUGGCGAUCUAGAGAUACGCUACAGAAUAAGAUCUUAAUACGCCAAAUCGAAUUAAAACUGUACAGAUAGCAAUAGCCUUUUUUUUCUUACCAGUGUCUGAAUACUUAUUGCAAUAAUAAAUAUAGUAUUUUUUUUUAA
This is a messenger RNA of Sinocyclocheilus anshuiensis, 1603 nucleotides long. Its product is annotated as prostacyclin synthase-like. Lineage: Eukaryota; Metazoa; Chordata; Actinopteri; Cypriniformes; Cyprinidae. The record is from RefSeq and is a predicted model, not a curated record. Gene Ontology annotation, molecular function: monooxygenase activity; prostaglandin-I synthase activity; heme binding. The transcript has 10 exons. The coding region runs from base 66 to 1502 and encodes 478 amino acids. Gene Ontology annotation, biological process: prostaglandin biosynthetic process.